UCUCUAAAAAAGAAAUAAAAAUCUUUUUUUUUACCCCAUAAAAUAAGCACACGAGAGAGAAGCCAAAGAAGCUCCAGGCAGUGAGAGAGAGAGAGAGAGAGAGAGAGAGAGAGAGAUGAUGAAGAGGAAAACCCUUACAAAGAGAAGCUAUACGAAGAAAAACAGGAGGGCGAGCAGCACCACCGCCAAAAUGAAGAAGGGCACAUUAAUAACCCACUCGCAACAGGUUCAGCACCACCAAAUCCAAUCAUCUUCUGCCACCUCAGCAGCAGCAGCAGCAGCAGCAGCGUCAUCUCGCUUCCAGAACGUUCUGGACUCCGACCUCAUCGAUCCUCAGCUGCUUGCUGAGGAUGUUGAUGAAAAAGAUUUCAUCCUCAGUCAAGAUUUCUUUUGCACUCCAGAUUAUAUCACACCAGACAAUCAGAACUUGCUCUACAGUUUUGAUUGCAACAAGGAAAACAUUCCAUGCCCCAAAUCACCGGAGAAAGUAAACACUGUCAUAUCAAAAAAGCUUCGACAGGUUCAUCCUCUCAGUCCUACUUUGUCUGACCAGCAACCAAUCGUGGAUAUCGGGAAAGAUAACAUCAGUGCAGAAGAAAUGUUAAUUGUGAAACCAUCAACUCUGGAAACCAAAAAGCCUCAAAAUUAUGUAUCACAAUCUGCUGUUUUUUUACGCUGUCAGGUUAUGCCCCCUCCUUGCAUCAAGAACCCGUAUUUAACAGAUGCUUCAGAAGUGGGUAUAGAUCCAUUUGGCAAUCAAAGAUCAAAAUGCGCAGAAGGCAAAACUUUUCUCCAGAGAAAUUCUUGUUACUUAAUGCUGCAAUCAACAGGAUUUUUUGCAGCAUUUGCCGGCGGUGAUGGCCUGUCACGCUAUCACACAGAUUUUCAUGAAAUCCAGCAAAUUGGAACUGGGAACUUCAGUUGUGUUUUCAAAGUUCUGAAAAGAAUCGAUGGUUGCUUGUAUGCUGUGAAACAUAGCACAAGGCAGUUGCAUCAAGAUGCAGAAAGGAGGAAAGCAUUAAUGGAGGUUCAAGCUCUAGCAGCUUUAGGAUAUCAUGAGAACAUUGUUGGAUACUACUCGUCUUGGUUUGAAAAUGAGCAACUCUACAUUCAGAUGGAACUCUGUGAUGGCAGCUUAUCCAUUAAUAGAUCUUCUGAAUCCAUAACAGAGGGAGAAGCACUGCAAGUCUUACUUCAGAUUGCGAAGGCAUUAAAGUUUAUUCAUGAGAGAGGAAUAGCUCACCUAGAUGUGAAACCUGACAAUAUUUAUUUCAAGAAUGGAGUUUAUAAGCUCGGUGAUUUUGGAUGUGCAACACUUCUUGACCAGAGUCUACCAGUUGAAGAGGGUGAUGCACGCUAUAUGCCUCAAGAAAUCCUGAAUGAGAAUUACAAUUAUCUUGACAAAGUUGACAUCUUUUCCUUGGGAGCAGCUAUUUAUGAGCUUAUUAGGGGGUCAAUUUUGCCACAAUCAGGAACCCAUUUGUUUAACCUCAGGGAGGGCAAACUGCCUCUCCUUCCUGGUCAUUCAUUGCAACUUCAGAACUUGCUAAAGGCAGGUUGGGUGGGGUAUUCACCGAAUCUGGCCAAAUUGUCAUCGUGCUUGCAGACUUUUAUGGAAAUGGGUCCAAACUGUCUUGAAGGCGGCAUCUUAAAAGAAAAAAAAUGGUAUUUAAUGACCAUGUUCUCUUUUACAGUUUUGUUCAAGUACGUAGUUCAGAAUGGUUCACUUACAAUUUACUUGCUGCUGUAUCUUAUUUCAUUGGUUAGAAUUGUCCCUGUGUAGUAUAGUUUGCAGGAACUGUAUAUGAAGAGAGAACAAAAUAACAUGUUAGUAGCCUUUCUGAAUUUCUUAAGGUGGCAAACAAAUUUCGUUGUCCAUUUAAGUUGCAGGUUCCCUGUAAUAAACCCAAACCUGCUUGAAGCAAUUUAUAUACUUUAUUGGUUAGGUUAAAAGUUUUUUUGUUGUAGAUGAAACUUGUUCUUUCACUGUGUAUCAAGUCUAGUCUUGUAUUGUUAUGAAAUAUCAACAAACUUUCUCCUUGUAAAAAAAAUUAAAAAACAAAACUUUCAAUUGUAUGGCUGAUUUGUCUGACGGUUUCGUAAUUUUAUCAGGCCAUGGUUUGUCCUGAUCCCGUUAGGCGGCCUUCUGCCAAGGAAUUAAUCGAAAAUCCAAUGUUUGGUAAGUUCAAAGAAAUCUAAUAUCCCAAGCAAAAGCUUAACUGGAUUUUGACAGGAACACGAGUUUUGUACGUAGCUGCUUACGAUCAGCUACCCUGCCAAGGAGGCCCAAUUGCAAGAUUAUGAAUGGUCAAUUUUGUGAGAAGCAGUCCCUUUGGGAGUACAGGCACCAAAUUUUCCUACUUGGUAGGAUGCAUUAUGAAUGUGUCAUGCUCAUCAAAUGUUGCUUUAUAGGUAUGCAAUUGCAAUGAAAAUGCCAUCAGGACUAGGAUACUGAUGAUAAUCUGAUGCCGAGAUGGAUUUGGUUUAUGAUCUUGUGGAAUGGUGCAAAGGACUCCUGUAGCCGAUCCCAACAAGUUUGGGAUCAAGGCUUGGCUGUAGUAUACUGUGUCAAAGUUGAUGGUUGAUUUAAACAAUAGAUCAAAUGAUAAUCUCUUUCCAAC
Molecule: messenger RNA, 2621 nt
Organism: Populus nigra (black poplar)
Lineage: Eukaryota; Viridiplantae; Streptophyta; Magnoliopsida; Malpighiales; Salicaceae
Product: wee1-like protein kinase
Exons: 10
Coding region: 116-1783 (555 amino acids)
Biological process (GO): protein phosphorylation
Molecular function (GO): ATP binding; protein kinase activity
Source: RefSeq, a predicted model, not a curated record